AGCGAGGGCAAAGAAAUCAUUUGGUUUACACUAGCUCUUGAAAACUACACUGGAUUUUGGAUAGGACUCAGCGGUUCAAACGAAUUUGCUCUAUGACCUUGGGAGCACUUUCGCACGUGAGCAGUGCUAGUUUGUUAGCUGAGAAGGGUAGUAUUCUCAUAGUGACUUCUGAAUGGAUGACUUCUUAUGUUUCGAUGAAAGCCUGUUUGAACGUGAAGCCAAUGAUGAACGUCCCCGCUAUCCUGCGUUUCUUCCUAACAUUGUUGGUGACUUGAAAUUUCUACAUGAAAAUGAUGAAGAGUCUUUGAAGGCUUCAUCAGAUUGGUUUUAUUUACUGAACGAAUAUGAUCGUUGUUCAGAGUGUUUACUCAAAUUAUGGGGGAUAGAUAGUAUUCAAGCCUCGGAUGGAUAUCCAAAAAGAAUUAUUACUGAAGCUAUUGUACGAUGCUUUUUAAAGUUGAACAAGAAACAAGACUUGUCAUUUUUUCUUAAACACCAUUGCCAGUUAUCAAUCACUCAAGAAGAUUAUAUUGGACAUUUAAUGAUACGUCUUAUGCCUCAAGCGUAUGAAUCGAAACGAGAUCGAAUUGAACUAUUACAACGUCUUCUACUGGCAGUUCCACCGUCUUUUUUCGACGGUGAUUCCUCUCUUGUCAAUAACACUAACAGUUCAUCUACACAAUUUCAACUAUGGGUCGAUUUGUCGUCUUUAUGGAGUUCCAUUGAAAUCGACGAUGCAGUACAAAAACAAUUUUAUCCUGUUUGGUUCACUCAAAUAGCCUUACUCUAUGCAGAAAUUCUAAAUAUUCCUACAAAAGGGAUUAAUAGUUCUAUAAAAUGGGUUGAUGAAUCGCUUACUCAAGAACAAAUUAAUACAUGUCGUGAACUUCUCUCUAUGUCGUAACACUUUCGACACCUUGUAAAUCGCUAUGACGCUCUGACAAUAUGCUUGAUAAUGGACAAAAGUUUGUUAAAAUUGUACACUUUUAUUUUAUUAAAGAAUUCAGGUUGUACGCGGUGGAUGAGAACUGGCGAUUAUUCUGCGCCAAUGUUUUUUAUUUCUUUGUUCAAAUUUAUGAAGGCGAAUCAUUGUAUGAAACUCAAUUUUCAGCUGAUGAUGAGUCAUGGGUGCGAGUCCCGCAUGGUCUAUUUCAGCCUGGACAACUGGGUAGUAUCAUCAGAUCUCACACGAUAAGUGUAUGGCUCUUAGUCUGGUGCAUAUAACAUGUGUUCCGAUUAAUAGUUGACACAAAGCGUUAACUGGAUUCUUUGAGGGCAUUUGAAAUCAAUGAGUCAAGUAUUACGCAACGAUGAUGUACCUGUUAAUGUACAUGGGAAUAAGGUGCAUAUAUAGCGUCUGGGCUAAUACUUGUGUGGCUGUUCUAACCUAAUUGGGUGAGUGGUGUUCAAACUUUUGACAUGCUGGUGAUGACAAGUAGGACGCCUAAUUCAAUGGACCACAGAGCCAGUCUAACUGAUCUGACACACAGAUUAAGUAUAAAUCUACUUCAUAUAAUGUAGUAGUAGUGAUUGCUAUCCAUCUUUGCCAAUCAAACAUUUUAAUGCUAUAGAAAUACUGUUGCAGAAUUUAUUUUGGUUAAGUGCUAUCAGGUUUCGGGUUGGAAUCCCCACUGAAGUACUGAAAACGGAUCUAGAGACUGCAGCCGAUAUCCUCACGCUACUAUUACAGAAGGUUUGAAAGGAAGGAAAAGGACCUACUGAUUGGAGUAAAAGUUGCCUUGUCAAACUACCAAACUAGGGUGAUUUACGCCUCUACAAAAACUAGCGUCGAAUAAUGCUGUCGUCCACGCCAAGUAAAAUACUUGGUCGAAUCAUCCUAGAGAGAAUAAAAGAUGCACUGGAUACAGAGCUCCGUCAACCGGAACAAGCUGGAUUCAGUAAAGGC
Trichobilharzia regenti is the source of this 1906-nucleotide messenger RNA. The record is from the annotation of a GenBank genome assembly. NCBI's taxonomy places the organism in Eukaryota, Metazoa, Platyhelminthes, Trematoda, Strigeidida, Schistosomatidae.